CAUACAAAUAUAAGGGAUAAUGUGAACUACUUAUAGUGUUAAUAAACAUAUUAUAUUUAAUAGUAAAAUGGGGCGGACGUCUGUGUUGAUAUUUUGGAUUGCAUCAUUAACUGUGAUAUCCCUUUCUGAAGCUGGGAUACCCUUGAACCUUCGCUGCUCAUCAAGACCGACCCUAUCCACCAUCAGCAGGAGUGCAGCUGCACCGUUUCUAUCUGCGGAACCAUGUCUGUCGUUCGUUCCAGGCUUCGUACUUCCGGAGCCAAUAGCUGAUCUAGAUGUUGAUGAAACACCAGAAUCACCAGAAACGGCGUUUAAAACUAUUGUUAUACUUCACAAAGCGCACCGCAACGAUGACAAUAGUAUAAACAUAGUAAUAACAAGAGACGGAAAACAACCGACAGACGAACAAUCAAAUGAAUGUAGUGAAAAUAAUUACAGUGAUGAUGGAAAUAUGACUGAUGAAACUUUAAUGAAUCAAGAUGAAAUCUUGGAUUCAACUAAUAAUGAUGAACCAGUACCUAUUGGUGCGUCUACAGAAGAAUUACCAGUACAAGAUGAUAAAAUGAACCUAGUAGAAAAAGACACUCCAAUAGAUGAAAAUGCAUGUGAUACAUGCAUUUAAUAUAGACAGUUAGUAGAAGUUAAGGAAACAGAAAAUAAUAGUAGUAAAAGUUGAAAUUACGAAAAUAAUAAAAAAAUAUAAAUUAACAAGGAACAAUAAUGUGAAUUUACAGAUUAGAAUGAAAAAGAUGAUAAAAAAGUACCAUUGUAUAACGUAUAGCAAAAAAAAACACAAGAAAAAAAGAUAAAUCGGAUGCAAAAGUAGAAAAAAAGGCAAAUAACUUCUAGGAUAAAAAUUAUUUAAGUAAAAUUAAUUGUAGUUUUUAUUAAUACCUAGAACUGUUUUUUGUAAGACAUUACAAAAAUGAAUAUUUUUUUCUAAUACGUACCAUUAAAACGAAUUGUAAAAUUAGUAAAUAGUAUUAAAAACAGAGUUACCAGAA
Messenger RNA from Maniola jurtina (meadow brown), 1004 nucleotides. RefSeq lists its product as uncharacterized. The record is from RefSeq and is a predicted model, not a curated record. The transcript is spliced from 3 exons. Bases 68 to 622 code for a protein of 184 amino acids. NCBI's taxonomy places the organism in Eukaryota, Metazoa, Arthropoda, Insecta, Lepidoptera, Nymphalidae.